Molecule: messenger RNA, 6273 nt
Organism: Bicyclus anynana (squinting bush brown)
Lineage: Eukaryota; Metazoa; Arthropoda; Insecta; Lepidoptera; Nymphalidae
Exons: 1
Coding region: 43-2007 (654 amino acids)
Biological process (GO): protein autoubiquitination
Molecular function (GO): ubiquitin-protein transferase activity
Source: RefSeq, a predicted model, not a curated record
UGCAAAUGUUUUUGUUUCGCCGUUUGUGUAAAAUUAAAUAAAAUGGUGAAACCCAAAAGAAUAAAAUCUUCGAAAAAAAAAAGAAAUCACGCUUCGCAUAAUGAAAAGCCCGCCAGUUCAAUUCAAAAAUCGCAGCGAUUAUUGCUUACUCCAUCAAAACCUCGUCGCAAAACGAGCCGGCCUUUGCCCAAAAGCAAAGCCCUGGAAUCUUUAUCUGGAAAAAAACCCAUGCCGUCCUUAUCGGAAUUGGAAAAAAUGUACGAAGAAACAGAUAGUGAAGAAGAGGAGGCGAAAGGUGAUAAUACAGGUAAUGCAGCCGCAGACCAACACAAUUCUUCUAGUUUUGUAGUGCCUUUAUCACCAACAACUGCUAAGAAAUAUGCUGAUGAAGUACUGAAAAUUCUAGAUGGUAAUGAAGAACCGCCCCCCAUUAUACCAAUGAAAAAAUACAAGAAAUCUGGUGUACCUUAUAUAGUUAACUGUACAGCGCGCCCUAGGAUACCUGAAAAUAAAAAUAUAUGCAAUUUAUUUAAAGGUGAUGAUUAUGGCAUUACUAGCAAAACUAAUGAUUUCAGCAUUGACAGUACUUCCAUUGACAGCUCAGGAUUCAGUUAUAAUUGCAAUGGACCUCAAUUCUCAAAGUCGAUUUUCAAUGCUCAAGCAAAUGAAAUUGCAUCGAGACUCCUAUCUCCAAGCAACAAUCCAAUUAAUGGCUCUGACAGUGAUAAUACAGAAGGUUAUGAAAUGAAUACUGCUGAUGGAUUGGAUGGAUUUUCACCUCAGCCAAGCACUUCUAACGAUAGUGAAAUUAUUCAAAGCAAUGAUCAAAAAUUUAAUGAAUGCUUUAAUCAGAGAAAUAAAAUCAAAGAAACUGUUGUUUUAAAAGAGCAUAGCUUAUUUGUUUUAGAUGUAGAAAACAAUACUGCUGAGCUGCAAGUUAUAUCAAAGCCUCAAUGUAAUAUACAGACACAUGGCAUAGUAGAUAAAUUACUGCAGACAAACAAUGACACAUCAUGUGACUUUCAUGAUAUAGAAAUUGUUGAACAACCUUGUGAAACUAUAGUUAUCGAUGAUGAUGAUGAUAGCAUUCAUGCAAAUACUAGACUUCAGACUAUCUCAAUAGAUGAUGAUUGUGAAAUAAUUGGUGUAAAUAAAAUAAAUGAAAAAAAACAUGCUAAAUUAACAAAGAACACAAAUAAUAUACCAAAGAUGGUUGAAGAUUAUCAUAACCCUUUUGAUCCACAUGUAAUUGAUGCAAUAGAUUUAACCAGUGUCAAUUACGAAGAUAUGCUUUCUGAAAAUCUGUCUUUAAUCAAUAAAUAUAGUAAGCUUAAUACAUUAAAUACUGUCAAUUUAGUAAAGGCUGAUGUAAUAGCUACUUGUUCUAAGGCUAAUACAAACACAUAUGAAAAUGUGAAUACUAUUGAAAGUCAAGUUAACCAAAAUAAUGCACAUCAAAGUACAAAUCUAUCUACCACAAAUACUGUAAAGGCUAAUGUAGUAGCUACAUGUUCUAAGAAAAAUAAAAACACAAAUAAAAAUGUGAAUACCAUUCAAUGUCAAGUUAACCUAAAUAAUGCACCUCAAACUACAAAUCAAUCUAUAGAACUACAAAACUAUGUACAAACCUAUCUAGAUUAUCCUGAUCACCUAGAUAAUAUUCUCACAGAUUUUUUUAGCCAUUUAAAGGAGAGUAAUAAUUCAUUCUCAACUCAAAAAACUAAUUUGUCUAGCCAUGAAAAGAUUAUGCCUAACAUUUCUCUAAAUAAUGAUUUAAAUAGUCCUCAAAGUAAAAAUAGUUUAUCUGAAAAUUUAAUCUCUCAACAUGCACUAGGCACCUGCCCAAUUUGUUUGGAUGACUUGUCUAGGGACACUGUGGGAUCAACCAAUUGUGGCCAUCUAUUCUGCUUGCCCUGUAUAACUGCAGCAUUGAAAACUAAACCUAAACGGUGUCCUUCAUGUAGAAAGAAAUUGACUGGUAAAGGAUAUCAUCAGAUUUUCUUGUAGAUUGUCUUAAUGAACAUGUAUUAGUUCCUAAUAUUAAAAGUAUCAACAGCAUUAUAAACUAAUGGAUGUCCACUGCUGGAAAAAGGCACCUUGCAAGGACUUCCAAAUGCAAAAAUCUUUGCCAUAUGUAUUCAACAGCUGCCUGUUAGUUGCUUGGUAUCAUUGGUUCAUAGUGGGUGGUUAGCUUAUUGUUACUUGAUCUUUGUGACUAUUUGAGCGACUUGUAUGACUUUUUGUCCUGCAAAUCUUUUAAUUUCUAAUCAGCAUAAAGCGUUAAUCAUCAAUUAUGAGCCUCAAAUGCUUGUUAGAUUUGGAGCUGGACUCAAAUCUGUGAGGUUCUACUACUUUUAUUGAAGAGCCACUUUCUUUAAAGGUAAUUAAUUGAGUCAUAUUUCAUUCUGUAUAAAAUACUUGUAAGUUGCAUUUUGCAAGACUUAUAAUUUGCAGUUUCUAAAUAUUCUUAAAAAAAAUUAAUAAUAAUAUUAUUUUAGUGUUUUGUGUAAAGUGUACUGUGUAGUAUUUAUUGUAUAUUAAAAGAAAUCCUGUAAUAUAACAAAUGUAACUUUUCAUAAAGAAAUAAUUAUUAUUCUUUUUAUUUUAAAUAUGUAGGUAAUUUAACAAAGCCAUAGUAUUCUGUAUUAAUAUAAUUAAAGAGUUAACGUUUGUGAGAUUGUAGGCAUAGAUGUAAAUAUGUGUAGGGGAUAAUCUCUCUACUGACCUCUCUCUCUAUUCUUAAACCAAGAAAAAGUUAUUAUUACACAUAGUCAUAGCUAAGUCAUAAAUUUUAUCCCUGUAUUCCUACGGGAAUAGGUGCAUACUACCACCUACCAGCAUAUUGGUGAAACCACAGGGAAUAUUGAUGAAACUGCUAGUAGCUAACAAUAAUUUAAUUAAUACAAUAAAAUGUUAUGGUAUUAGAUUAGGGUUCACAUUAAUCCAUCAAAUUGUACAUUACCAACUGAAAUGUAAAUUAAGGCAUUGUUCAAGCAUUUCAAAUUUAAUUUUGAAAUUCAAUGUUAUGGUUGAACAUUGAGAUUGGAUCUUCUGUGACUAUAUUUUUUGUUUUUGUCUAUGUGGGUGGCUCUUCUAUAAGUUUUUGUUAGUGUUGGUCAAAAAGUGAAAGUUUGUUGGGUUAUUGGCCUUGGGAGAUCGCAGAUAACAAAAGUCCAGAUCUGUUCUCGAUGUUGGAUCAAUUGCUUUGAGAGUUGGCACUUAACAAAAAUUCAAGGCCCUCAGUUUGUUCUCAAUAUUGGAUUAUUGGCUUUGGGAGAUUGCAGGUUAUAAAAGUCCAGACCCUCAAUCUGUUUUUGAUGUCUGGCAACGGUGGCCAUGGCAUUUCAAACCUUCCAAAGCCGCCAUGAUCUAAACUCUCAUCUUUAGCAUAAGUUGAUUAACUAAGUUUUUAUAAAAUUACGAAAGUAUGGCCUUCAAAAGCUCUUUUUCUAUAAUGAAUCCAAGUCCCAUUGAUUUAUGUUUUUUUUUUGUUUAGCUUUGAUUUUUAUUAUUUUGUCUAAGAUUGCUGCAUAAAAUUUAUUGUAGGUAUAUUUAAAGUGUAAGUUAGCAUAAGAAAAGUAACCAAAAUGUAACUAAGUAGACUCUAGCCAUUGACCUCUUAUAAUAUAAGGACGCACAAUCAUGUAGAAAAUUGCACUUAAAAACUGGCCAAUUUUGCUUUGACAGUUUUAGAAUUAUUGGUAAAGAAAAUUAUACCUAAAGGCCUUUAAUAUAGUCCAAUAUUCAAUAAAGUCCUAAAUUAAGAACAAAUUCAACCUUAACGAUUGAGUUUAAGGUUGAAUUUGCAAAUGCGACUACUUGAAUUGAGUACUAAGAAGUUGUGUUUGGCACUCAUUGAGUGGGGACAUUUUUUGGUCGCUGAUGGUGCAUCCACUUUUUAGUAGGAGAUUGAUGGCUCUUACUUUAGAUAUUAAACUUGGAAACUGUAGAACAACCCUUGUCAUGUCAUGCUACAUUAUUGUUAAAGUUCUUGAUUUUAUUUAUCCAUGUACAACAUACUCCAAAAAAUACCUAAAGGUAUUGAACUAUCAACUAAGUAUAGUUUAUUAUAAACGUUAAACUAGUUACCAUUUCCUUUUUUUCUCUUUCUGUAUAAGUAUAUCAUAUUUAUAAUAAAUUGUGAUUGUGAUGAUCGACAGUGGCGUGCAUUUUAUCCAAAGCAGGAUCUUCGUAUUUUUGGUCAGGUUAUAGACCCAAAAAUACACUUUCUACCCUGAUUACAUAUUGAAGAAGCAUUAUUCCAUUUAGUAUAACUUCAAGAUGUUGACAAGUCCACUUAUAGGAGCCAAACUUUAUUUUUUUUUAUAAGUGAGUCUGUCGAUAUUGCAAUUGGCAUACAGCAUUUCACUUCAUGAUACUUAUCGAUGAAGUCAGCUACUUCAUGAUUCUAUUUUUAUCACUGAAUAAGUUUGGCUAGGUUAUAGUAUAAUCUACGAAUGUGAUAAAAGAGACAUGAUUUAUGAUCUAUUUACAAAAGAAAUAAUUUUUACUCAGAAAAUAUUCAUUUUUAACCGACUUCCAAAAAGGAGGAGGUUCUACGUUCGGCUGUAUGUAUGUUUUUUUUUUUUUUUUUUUUUUUUUUUUAUGUAUGUCCAGCGAUAAUUCCGUCAAUUAUGGACCGAUUUUAAAAAUUCUUUUUUUGUUUUGUAGGGUUUACUUCCAGGGUGGUCCCAUUUUUUUCAUGUCAGGAUCUGAUGAUGGCAUCCUGGAGAAAUUGAGGGGAACUUUCGAAAGUUGUAGAGACGGCUAGUACGUUUGUUAGUGUUUCCAUAAGGUAUUUUAAAGCACUACAACUUUAUGAAGGUUUGGAGUUGGUCUGAUGAUGGAGCCGAAACAUAGACGAUGGAACUCAUCAAGGAUUUACAGCAGUCACCUUUUGUUUGGGCUUGAUUAAUUUGUAUUGAUGAGUACUUUCCACCUAUAUAGGUUGUGACUGUAUUAAGGGUCUGGUGAUGAAGACGAGGGACAGUGAAGAGAACUCCUCGACGGUUCACAGUAGCUACCUUGUGUUUGGACUUGAUAAAUUUGUAUUGAUGAGAACUUACCACCUAGAUGGAUUGUGACUGUAUUAAGGGUCUGAUGAUGAAGACGAGGGACAGUGAAGAGAACUCCUCGACGGUUCACAGUAGCUACCUUGUGUUUGGACUUGAUAAAUUUGUAUUGAUGAGAACUUUCCACCUAGAAGGAUUGUGACUGUAUUAAGGGUCUGGUGAUGAAGACGAGGGACAGUGAAGAGAACUCCUCGACGGUUCACAGUAGCUACCUUGUGUUUGGACUUGAUAAAUUUGUAUUAAUGAGAACUUUCCACCUAGAUGGAUUGUGACUGUAUUAAGGGUCUGAUGAUGAAGACGAGGGACAGUGAAGAGAACUCCUCGACGGUUCGCAGUAGCUACCUUGUGUUUGGACUUGAUCAAUUUGUAUUGAUGAGAACUUUCCACCUAGAUGGAUUGCGAAUGUAUUAAGGGUCUGGUGAUGAAGACGAAGCACAGUGAAGAGAACUCCUCGACGGCUCACAGUAGCUACCUUGUGUUUGGACUUGAUAAUUUUGUAUUGAUAAGAACUUUUCACUUAGAUAGUUUGUGACUGUACAGACGCAGAGGGUAUGCUAACACUAAAAAUAAAAAAAUAAAAAUUUUAAUAAAAAAAAUUCAACCGACUUCCAACUCAAAAAAUAACUUUAACUAAAAAGCAAAAAAUAACAUCCUACCUAUGUGCUACCUUCUGAUCAGUUUGAAGGCGGUGCCAAGCCAGUGUCGUGUUUUAAUUAAAGCUGUUUCUGGAAUAACCACAGAAAUUUUGUAGUUUAAACGUAUUUAAUUAAAACAUCACUGGCUUGGCACCGCCUUCAAACUGAUCAGAAGGUAGCACAUAGGUAGGAUGUUAUUUUUUGCUUUUUAGUUAAAGUUAUUUUUUGAGUUGGAAGUCGGUUGAAUUUUUUUUAUUAAAAUUUUUUAGAACACAUGUUCCUUAGACAUAUUUAAUUAAUUUUUCUUAAAAAAUAUAACCCUAGUUAUGGGAAAAACUCCCGAACACCCUGUAUACCUUGGUUUAAAACCUUGUGCAUGACACUGAUGAUCAAUCCAAAUCCUUUGAUUUGAAAGAGUAGGUACCUACUCAAAUGUGCUCUUUUACAAUGAAAAAUAAAUCAGAUUGUUGAAAUUACAUUGAUUUAUACUACUUAAUAAAUAAGAUAAUUUUUAUAUAGACUAGAUAUAGAUGUGUGUGAAUUAAUAAAUAACCUUUUAGUCUGAA